GUUUAUGAUUAUUUUUCUUAGAAUAGUAGUAACAAGGGGUUAGAUUACAUGAUUUCCCUUUGAUUUCUAGGGGGUUAGUGUAAAUUGUGAGUAGAUUUAGGGGGUUAGUGUAAAUUGUGCGUAGAUUUCUAUUGGCGAUAAUAGCUUCUCCAAGACAGAUGGAAUUAGUUGCGGAUUUUUACGACUCAUCACUCCCUCGACGGAGAUAAAUCGGUGACAUAAACUCCGGCCGGCCACUGAAUGCAUCAACCGUUGCUUGAUUCAGUUACUGUUGGGGAAGGAAUGGAGGAGAUACCACCGUCAAAAUCAUUCAGUGAACAAAUCUCCGAUUACAAGAAGAUGAUCUUCAACGCAUACAACAACAAACCUACCUCACACUGGAUUCUUCUCCUUGUAAGUAGCUUAGCCAUGCUUAUCGCUUUCCCUGCUUCUUCUCUUCUCUCACGUCUCUACUUCUCAAACGGUGGAAAAAGCAAAUGGAUCAUUUCAUGGGUAUCGGUUGCAGGGUGGCCUAUCCCUCUUCUCAUCUUACUCCCUACCUACCUCUUCACCAAAGCCACACCUACCCCCCUCACCUUAAGCCUCACUCUUUCCUACAUUUCCUUAGGGUUCUUAAGCGCUGCAGAUAAUCUCAUGUACGCAUACGCCUACGCCUACCUCCCAGCUUCAACCGCCUCCCUCCUAGCCUCCACAGUCCUCAUCUUCUCCGCCAUUUUCGGGUUCUUCAUAGUCAAAAACCAAAUCAACCUCUCAACUAUCAACUCCAUUGUCGUCAUCACAGCAGCCAUGGCCAUCAUCGCAUUGGAUUCAGACUCCGACAGAUUCUCAUACGUCACAAACACCCAAUACGCCCUUGGAUUCAUGUGGGAUGUGUUGGGGUCAGCUCUCCAUGGACUAAUCUUCGCCCUUUCUGAGCUUGUCUUCAUAAAACUUCUACAAGGAAGAUCCUUUCAUGUAGUCUUGGAACAACAGGGGUUUUGGGGUCUACUGGUGUGUUAUACCUUUCUUCCACUGUGUUAG
Molecule: messenger RNA, 1020 nt
Organism: Lactuca saligna
Lineage: Eukaryota; Viridiplantae; Streptophyta; Magnoliopsida; Asterales; Asteraceae
Source: the annotation of a GenBank genome assembly